Molecule: messenger RNA, 5458 nt
Organism: Nylanderia fulva
Lineage: Eukaryota; Metazoa; Arthropoda; Insecta; Hymenoptera; Formicidae
Gene: Setx
Product: probable helicase senataxin
Biological process (GO): termination of RNA polymerase II transcription
Cellular component (GO): nuclear body
Molecular function (GO): transcription termination site sequence-specific DNA binding; protein binding; helicase activity
Source: RefSeq, a predicted model, not a curated record
CUCAUCUUUCUCUCUGGUAUUAUUCUUUGUUCCUCUCUUUCAAAAUAAACAGGAGUUUGUAUUGAAAAAUUUUCAAUCGAAUGACUUGGAUUAAAUGCGAUUGAUGGAUACAAAUUUGUCGCUUUAUCUAGUUUUUUUAUCAAUGUAGUGAAAAAACGAAGGAGAAAACAUAUGUGCAGAAAAUAUAAAACCUUGUGUUUUCAUGUUUGCGCGAGGUUAACAUGUAACCACCAGUGUUGUGUAUAAAAACGAUUCUUUUUUAUAUAUGCAAUUGUACAGGAUGAAUUUUGUAUUAGAACGACUGCACAAUACAGAUAAAACGCGCAUUGUCUUGGAUGUGCAUAAUCAUUCUUAUCCUUGUGGUAGAGGCAGAGAAAAUGAGAUCAUUUGCCUUAGUUUACUCAUAUCCCGUAAACAUUGCAUAUUUGUUCGUGACGCUAAUGAUUUAUAUAUCACAGAUUAUGGUAGUGGAAAUGGUGUUUAUGUUAAUGGGCAAAAACAACAACCUUUUUAUAUGGUUAAACUAAAGAAGGAUGAUAUUAUUGGACUUGGUUGUGGAAACAUUAAUCCAGAUAAUGAUACAUUGUAUACUUACAAAGUUUGCACAAUUAAGUUAUCCUCUGAUACAGAAGAAAUUCAUAACACGGAAAAAAGUAUUUUGUCAACCACAGUUAUAAAUAAUAAUACACCAGCAACAUCUACUACUCCUACAGAACGUAUUGUAGGAAAAAAGUAUGGAAUUAAUACAGAUAAUACAGAUACUGAUGUGAAUACUGAAGUACCUAAAAAAAAAUUAAAAAUCAUAGAUAGAAGUAAACAUAGUUCUACAAUUACUUCAUCAAAAGACAAUAAUAAUUCUAAUGUUUCUUGUAAUAAACAAAAUUUAGCCAGUAGCAGUGCUACAAAUAAUUCCAUAGAAGAUCAAUUUUAUAUUGUGGAUGUUGAGACAGAAAUGGGUGUAGAGAUAAAAGUGGAUGUAGAGGCAGAAGUGGGUAUAGAGACAAAAGUGGAUGUAGAGGCAGAAGUGGAUGUAGAGGAAGAAGUGGAUGUAGAGGAAGAAGUGAAUGUAGAGACAGAAGAUGACAUUGAAAUAAUUCAUACAUCUAUAGAAAAAAAAAUAAAGAAUGAAGAUAAUUGUAAAUCUGCAAAAUAUUUGGACAGCAAUAAUAAAUUGAAUUGCAAUAAACAAAUGGAUAGCAUUAUUGAUGAGAAUAAUAAGGAUGAUAGUAAUGAUAGUAAUAAAAACAUAAACAAAAUAGAUGAAACAGAAAAGUUAAAUAGCACUGAUAAAACAAAUGGAACAAUAAAUCUCCCGAAGAAUUUAAACGUUGUACAGUCCGAAGACCAAAUCAUUAUAUUGGAAAAUCAAAACACAGAUAAUGAAGAAGAAUCUAUAAAAUCUAUUAAUAUGACUUGUGACACAUCAUUGAUUAAAUUGAAGAAAAUAAAACAAGAACCAAAGACGCGAUUUUCAGAGAUUGAUGUUAUUGAUUUGAGUGAUGACGAAGAAGGAAUAUUUCCACUUUCCCAAUUAUUUGAUAUCAAAUAUGAAGAUAAUACAGAGCACGAAACAGAAAUUAAACAGGAAUAUAUCAACAAUGAUGAUCAAAACAUUGAAAAAAUUGGCCUGAAUGUGGAUGAUGAAGUCAUCUUUUUAUCGGACAGUGAAGAUGAGGAUAAUCCAUGGUUGGAACGAUUAUCUAGAAGUCAACUAAUUAACGAGGACAAAAUAUCUGAUUUUAAUAAUGCAGUUGUAAAAGACGAAAUCGAUUUAGGAAUUUGGGACGAAGAUGAUAUCUUAAGUAUAAGUGCAGAUGAAGACGGCAAUUCGAAGAAAUCAGAAAAUGAUAACAAUAGUAACUUAUUGACGACAAAACUGGAAGCGGUAGAUAUAAGUGAUGUCGGUUCUUCUAACGAGCCUAGUUCAAAAAAUACUGAUGAUGUAAAUAAAAACAACAAAGAAAAAAUAAACGAUGAUGCAGAGUUAAAUAAAGAAUUAGAUAAAGAUAAAGAAACAUUGCAUAUAAAAAGUACAAUACAAAAGCCAGCUAUAAAAAAGUCAGUCACAACAUCAAAACGAUUAAUAGAAGUAAUAGAACCAUUAAAUUUACCUAUAAAAAGAAAUCGAGCCGAUUAUAAUAAAGACAAAAUACAAAAAGAAAAAUCCUCGAAAUUAAAGAAAAAAAAGAUGUCGGAAUUGAAAAAAAAUGUUAAUGAUAAUUUCUAUAAUAAAAAACAGGAGCAUUGUGAAAAAACGCUUAAAUCGACAACUGAUUGCCAUUCACCAAACGAAGCGAAAGCUAUUUCUAAGGAUGAAAAAAAGAUGAUAAUCGAAAAGAGAAAAAUAAAAUUGAAAGAGAUUGCUGAAGAAAAGAAGAAAUUAUCCACCAAGAGUGAUCAGAAUAUUAAGCGCAGAACUGCUACAGCGAUAGCUAAAGUAUCAUUGAAAAAUCGAAAUGAUUUUCUCACUGAGGAUUUUCUCGUUGAGGAAAAGUCCUCAUCUAAAUUACUUCAAGAUAAGUCCAUAAACCUACCAAAACCGAAUAAUGAUCAGUUUAAAGAACGAUUAACGAAUAAAGCUGAUAUGCUGAAGAAACCUUCAACUUCUCACAUAGAAAUGCAGAAAUUACAUCAGAAAGGUGAUGUUUCUAAGGAUCCAAUAAAUGAUAUUGUUACAUCAUUAGAACAGUCAUUGAAAUUGGAUAAUAUGAAAGUACCUACAAAUAACAAAGAGGAUUCUAUAAUGACAAAUGACAGAGAAAGCAGGAGCACAGGACUGAAAAAAAGGAAGAAGCGUCUAUCCAAACAACUAGAUAAAUCAACUGAAAAUGAUCUCACUGCACAGAAAGAAACUUUCUCACCGAACAAUUUGAAAUCGAGUUUGAAAUCGAAAUUGAAAGUAUUAAAAGAAAAGAAGAAAGUGACUUUUGCUAACAAACCAGAAAUAAGAGAAUACGAAAUUGAUCAGUAUAAUUCUCUAAGAAGAUUAGUUGGGAAAGAUGCACCUAUACCUGUAAAUAAAUUAAAAACACCUACGACCAGUGCAGAAUAUAGCCCAAAAUUGGAAGAAUUUUUACUAUGCAUAUUCAAGUGGAAUCCAAUAUGGCUCGAGGAACAGCGACAUCUCAAGACCGAACCGCCAAUUGUACCACACUAUGAACUUCAAAAUAUGAAGUUAAACUAUGAUUCUUAUAAACAGUAUUACAACAUCGCGAUGCCUCUCCUCUUACUCGAGACAUGGUACACUGUGACCAAAGAGUUUGAAACGAUUGAAAAGAAUAAACAACGUUGUCCUAUGAUGUGUUUUGUAAUUGAAAAUUCUACAUGUACUUCCAUACCAUCAACUAAUUUAUUCUUGACAACUCUAAAACUUGAAGUGUUAGUUCGAAAAGAGGAUCUCAUUAAGCAAGCACAUCCCAUUUAUGGGGAUCUAGUAUGCUUCGAGUAUGUCGCGACUGCACAUGGAAAGCAAAUCUUUAACAGGAUAUUUGCCUACGUCACCAACAUGUAUCAAACGAUUAUCACGGAUUUCACGCAUUGCAAUCAGGAUCUAAGGAAUCAUGUCAAAAAUCCACAUGCUAAGAUAACGUACACUUUGUUGACACGACCUCUUCAGCAUGAUGUCCCUGUAAAUAGAGUGCAAAGACUCCGAACAGUUAUGUAUCUACGAGCAAAUAUCAGAACGGUACAAGCAUUACAAUAUCUUCCUCAAUCGCCUCUCUUGGAAUUGAUUUUGAAUCCUAAAAUUGAGGAAUAUCAAUUGCAACCAAUAGACGAGAAGUUUACAUGUUCUUCACUGGUUACAAAAGACAAUUUAAAUCCAAAACAGCUGGAAGCUGUGUACAGAGUAACGGAAACCGUGUUAAAAAAAGAAGCUAAACUAUGUUUUGUUCAAGGACCGCCAGGGACCGGCAAGUCUAAGGUGAUUGUCAACCUGGUGACUCAAAUAUUAUACGGUGAGCAUACAAACCGGAAAUCUUUGAGGAUUCUAGUUUGCGCACCGUCCAAUGCCGCCAUCGACGAAAUUGUGUUAAGACUUCUAGACAUCAGGUCCAAGUUGAGAAAGAAACGUUUCAACAUGGUACGCAUUGGCCGUUUGGAAUACAUGCAUUCAAUGACUAAACCCAUCUCCGUGACGGAAUUAGCAAAACGACACUUGACGAAAUUGUCACAGGAAGCAGCUUCUUCGGAUAGCGCCGAGGAUAUAGCGAUAUUAGAGGCGCGGAUUAAUGCGCUUCAAACCGAGCUCGCACAUUCUCGGAAUAUGGACGAAAUGAAGAAGAAGGAUUUAACGAGAAAACUAAUGGAAACGACGACGAGACACGAGUUAUUGAAAGGCGGUAAAUCAAUUAAUGAGCUUAGUGCAAAGGACCGCGCCAAAUAUCAACGUAUUACGGAGAAUAUCAUUCUUACGGGCGCCGAUAUAAUCGCUUGUACGCUUUCGUCCUGUUAUACCAAUCAAAUGGAAUCGAUCUUCGGGGGUUUCAAAGAAAAGAUAUCCGUCUGCAUCGUUGAUGAGGCAACGCAGAGCUGCGAAGCGGAGACCCUGAUACCAUUGAUGUUAGGAGUUAGAACCCUGGUUUUAGUGGGCGAUCCAAAUCAGCUGCCUGCAACUAUCUUGAGCCAACAAGCGAAGAAGCUGGGUUUAGAUCAGUCGAUAUUUUCAAGGGUACAGAACGUUUUCGCGUCAAAACAGAACAGUCCUAUAAUAAUGUUGGACCUGCAAUAUCGUAUGGAUUAUUCCAUCUCGUAUUGGCCAAAUAAAUAUUUCUAUGAUGGAAAAUUGAGAAAUGCUGUUGAAUUUAGAAUGAGAUUUCCAUUUCACGCAUACAGACUGUUGGAUCAUGAUUUCAUGCAAAACGAUGAUAAAUUUUCCAACACCGUCGAAGCAGAAUUCGUGGCAAACUUAAUUUUGGCUAUGCUGACAUUUGCAAAUUGGGAGAAUACGAACUCCAGCAUUUCUCUCGGAGUUCUCACGCCAUACAACAACCAAAGAACUCUUAUAUUGAAUAAAAUAAACGAAAAGAUAUUUCCAGUAGCGGAUGAUCUGAAAAAGAAAAUUAACUUUGAAGUUAAUACAGUUGACAGUUUUCAAGGUCAAGAACGAGAUGUUAUAAUUAUGUCUUGUGUGAGAAGUCGUGGAAUUGGAUUUUUAUCAGACAGGCAAAGACUCUGCGUAGCACUCACAAGAGCUAAACACAGUUUGAUAUUAUGUGGAAAUUUCAAUACUUUUUUGAAAGAUCAAAUGUGGAAUGCAUUGGUAUCUGAUGCAAAAAGUCGAGGUGUUUUAUGUCGUGUCAAUGCUAGUGCAACUCCUAAUAUCAUUAAACAAUUCAUCAUUAAAUAGGGAAAGUGUAAUCAAAUUUUGAUAUAUUCAAUAUAUUAUGUAAGCUAUAUUUUUAUAUAUUUUGUAUACAUUUUGUGAAUAUCUAGUUUAGUAUUAGUAUUUAAGUACAUU